GAGACUACCGACCAGCCUUGUCUGCGGGACAACAAAGGAGGCGCCGGACUCGCAUCACGACUCCUGUCAGCAGAACUCAACAUCUGAGGAGAAAUCCUGAAUAUUCCCUAAAUCUUUGGCUUCUUCACAUUUUGGCCAAAUUUGCCGUUUGACUGGACGAAAUGGAGGAACAUUUUGACGAGAGGGAAAAAGUUCAGCGCAACAGCCGGAGCAGCGCUCGAGCGAACGGGCUGAUGAGUCCCACCCACAGCGCCCACUGCAGCCUGUAUCGGACGCGCACCCUCAAGACUCUUAGCUCGGAGAAGAAGGCGAAAAAAGUGCGUUUUUACCGCAAUGGUGACCGGUACUUCAACGGCAUCGUGUAUGCCAUCUCUUCGGACCGGAUUAGAACCUUUGACGCUUUGUUGGCCGACCUGACCCGCACUCUUUCUGACAAUGUCAACCUGCCUCAAGGGGUCCGAAUCAUCUACGCAAUUGAUGGAUCCAAGAAAAUCACCAGUAUAGACCAGCUGGUGGAAGGUGAGAGUUAUGUUUGUGGCUCCACCGAAGCCUUUAAGAAACUCGACUACACCAGCAAUGUCAACCCUAACUGGUCAGUGAAUGUCAGGGCCCUGGGCUCCAGCAAGUGCCCCACUUCUCUGGCCAGCUCCAAAUCAGGGCCACAGUUCAAUGAGAGCAAGGAAUUCGUCAGACCCAAACUGGUCACCGUCAUCCGCAGUGGAGUGAAGCCUCGGAAGGCAGUUCGCAUCCUGCUCAACAAGAAGACUGCCCACUCCUAUGAGCAAGUUCUUACUGACAUUACAGAUGCUAUAAAGCUCGACUCUGGGGUUGUCAAGAGGAUCUACACCCUUGAGGGAAAACAGGUCAUGUGCCUUCAAGAUUUCUUCGGCGAUGAGGACAUCUUCAUUGCAUGUGGCCCAGAGAAGUUCCGCUACCAGGAUGACUUCCUGUUGGAUGAGCAUGAGUGCAGAGUGGUGAAAUCAACCUCCUACGGGAAGAUGGGGUCUGGAAACAGAAGCUCUCCCAGAAGUGUUGCCCUUUCCCACCGCAGCAAGUCUCCAUCUGGAUCAGUGAAUGGGACUCCAGCCAGUCAGCUGUCCACAUCCCAUUCCGCAAAGUCACCCAGCCCGUUGCCCACCAGUCCAGGGAGCUUGAAGAAACGCAAGGAAAUGGACAAGGCCGUCCUUGACCUCACAGCAUAACUUCCCUACUUCCUCAAAGUGGUGCUAAGAUCCACAGACAAUUCCAGAAUUCUUUGUGAGAGAGAAUGGUGCCAGCCCGCCCAGGCCAACAGUAGUACAGACUUUUAAGAUGCAUUUCUCUCUCUUUGACAUGAUUCUUCAUCAGAGUUGAGUCUGAAAGUCCAGUAGAGUUGUCCAUGGAGAAAAAUUUCUGCCUGUAGUAGAAAAGCAUUAAUGAAGUAAUAUUUGGUCUGAAUGGUAGAGAAAAUGUAUAAAACACGCUGAAGGAGCAUGCAACUCACCAGGAACUCCCCCCAACCCAUUAUUAGGGCCGUAACGUCCACAGAUAUUGAGGGGGCACGUCCCCACCAAUAUUCAGGGAAGUGGUCAAUCAAAAUGAACUUUUUACUAUGAUGCCCUCAAUUAUGAAUAUUUGGUUACAUCCUUCUCUGUUGGUUUUAGAGGUCAGUUUGUACAUGAGGUGGUUGUGUGCAUGUGACCAGAUCAAAGUGUUUCUAAUCCUGCGGCUGGGACUAAUGCAAAGAGGUUUAAUGCAGUAGAGGCUUCUCUAUCCAAAUUCAGAGUUUCUUGAAGUUUUUAAUAUGAGCCUUAAGCCCCAUAGUGAUUACUCCGGCUAUCUUCCAUUUCUCUCUUCCUCUUUCUUUCUCUUUCCUGAGUCCUCCUUGACUUAAACAAAUACACCACAACAUACAAUCAGUGUGGAUAUUGCAUUCCAAUCCAAAUGCUGAGCUUGACUUUCGAGGCAAUUCAGAUAAAGUUGUGGGCAGCUAAAGUGCUGUUUUAAAGCCAGUGAAAUCACAUGCCGAUAUUAACCCAUUAUAGAUUAAUCAGAAACUGUUGGGCACCACCAAACUGCAGUUUUACUCUGACCUAAAAUGAGAUAAUAUUGCAGUCUCAUAAGCAAGAAUUAGCAUUUAUGCAUUUGGCAGAUGCUUUUAUCCAAACUUUAUAGAUUCCCUGGGAAUCAAAUCUAUGACCUUGGUGUUGAAAGUGCAUUGCUCUCCCAGUUAAGCUACAUGAAUGCUGUAUGUUACAGCAAAUGUCCAACAUGUUCUCACAGCUUUCAUAGUUUCUUUCCUUAUUGCUUUUUAUAUAUAUAUAUAUGUAUAUAUAUUUUAGUUUAGAUACAUUCUAAAUAGUUUCAGAUUGCAUUAGAAGUUGUUAAGUUGCUCUAAAUUUCCUCUUGUGGAAGAGGCUGACUUUUAAUGACUCUAAAACCAGUUCAGUUGACAUGCUGGCUGAGAGAUAGAAACGCUGAGCACUUUGUCUUCGCCCUCCACCCACCAGGAAAGACUCUCAGAUUUCUUUCAUACUUUUCAGUUAUCUCAUGCAGCUGCCUGAACGCUUGAAGUUGGAUGAUCUCUCAGUGGUUUGAUUCUGAUAGCUUUGCUCUCGGCUCUUUGCUGUUGCAGAAUGAGAAUUUGGGACAGUCAGAUCUGGCCAAAGCAGAGACGCUUCUCAGUGUCUUUUACAACCAUCUUCAGCAAAAGUGGGUCAUGCUUUGAAACCUCCCCAGUGGAGUUCUGUGAAUGAAGAAGGAAGGCAAAUCCAUUUACAUAAAUAUGAUACAAAUGCAAAAGAACUGAAUGUUCUCUCAAAAUGUCUGCAGAGAAGCAGGCACAUACUUUAUCCAGCUUAUGAAUUAACAUGAGACUCCAAAUGUCAUUAUUAUGUUGUUAUUGCCAUUUUGUGUCUUGCCUUGUCAAUUAGUUUUCCUUUUUUCGUGUAUUGCUGAUUUAAUGUUGCAGUAAGGUUAUUUCAUAAAUUGUAAUGUAUAUUUGAGCUAGUUUGAAUACAGCAGUACUCUGCUUGCAAUGUCAUAUAUAAAGUCCAAAGCUCAUCUUGCAUAAUCUUUUAUAAAACACCUCUGAUGUAAAGAUACUCCAGAUAUAUCUCUUUAUAUAGUUUAUGUUACAGAUUUAAAUUGCAUUUCUGCAUUCACACACACACACAAAAAAAAAAAACAGAAUGAUUUAAACACUAAUUGUUAUUUCUGAUUUAUUAUUAAUUAGCUUUACUGCUCAAGCCCGGGCUGUGAAUUGUAUUCAUACGUGUUCAAUGCAUAACCCACUUUUAGAAAUGAGCUGCAUGAGUGGAGGCUCUAUACUGGCAGUGUGUGUGUGCGUGCAGCCUCUGUGUCCUGAGGCAUAUCCCCUUUCUCUGUCCAUAAACCCUCCGCACCUCUGGGACUGAAUAUGGAACACAUACACAUUUUAUGUUAUGGUGACAAAUACAUUUUUAAUCCGUGUAAACAGGGCCACUAAACAUCUAAUAUGGAAAUGUUAAGACCUGCCACAAAGCACAAUCCAUCUUAAUCUGGCUAAACACUUCAUUCUGAGCCAGAAAUGAGGUUGCAAUGUCAUUUGAUUGAGGAGAGAUCUUCCUUUUUGUUAUUUGAUAUACUGUAUUUGUAAGCUUUUAUUUUUGCUUGGCUAAACAGGUAUGGCGUGCUUUUGUGUGUUGUUUAACAUGAAAAGUGAGGUGAUCACUUACUUUCAACAUCAUGCCUGUCUCUAUUCAUAAACACACUGUUCAUCAUUUCCAACAAAUUACGCCCCCUCAAACUGUCUGUUGGGUUGCAUGCUCUUCAUAUUUUCCUUUGGGUUUUUCACACCUGUAUUUUUUUCCUUUUUUGUGGGCUUUUAUGACAUUGUGAGUGUAUGUGUGCAUGUGUGUCAUUCAUUUCAUGAGCGUUGAUUUCAAAAUGAGUGUUAUCAUUGCACAUGGGUGUUUAAAUGAAAGUUGGAUUUGUUGUUUUUAAUACAUUUGCAAUCCUUGUGUUUGCAUAUACUGUAUACCUUCUAGCAUGUAUUUGUGUUUCUGUGUUUCUCCAUCAUGAGCAAAAUCAUGAUAGUUUACCAAAAAAAUCAUUUAUUCACUCUCAUGUGGUCGAAACUCAUUUAAUGAUCUCUCUUCCAUAAAACAUAAAGAGUAAUUUUGCAGAAUGUUACCGCAGCAUUUGUGUAUACAAUGAAAGUGAAUGGGGGCUGGGGCUGGCAAACUCCAAAAAACAAAAAAAAAAAAACAAAAGUAAAAGUAAUCUGUAUGACUCAUGUCCUGUAUUUGAAGACUUUUAAAGCCAUAUGAUAGAUUUAUGUGGAGAAAAGAUCGAAAUUCGUUAUUCGCUUAAAAUAUUCCUCUUUGUAGGUCUCAAUCCUCAUUCGCGUUCAUGUUUCUACAAAUACUGUGUAGCAUGCCAAGUCAUUGGUUCUUGCAAAGACAUAAAAACUGGUGAGGGUUAGUAAAUGAUGAAAAACUUGACAUAUUUAGGUACACUUUUCAUUAAAGAUGUGAAAAGUUAAGUGCUCACAUAAUUAUUAGGAACUGUUUUCAUCUGCCUAUCCCAUUGAAAGAUUCUCUCUCUCUUUACAUUUUCAGUGUCCUCUUGUGUUAUGCUCUUGCGUUUUAAUGAUUUCACCUUUUUGUUUUUGACUUCGGUCAGUUACAUUGACCUGUAUUUCUUCUAUGUUUUGAAUCCAUUAUGUCAGUCAUAACUAGUUUUAACUAGUUUUGUUUUAUAUUCAAAAUAAUUUUUUGAAUGUAUUUUGCAUUUAGGGUGAGAAGAGAUCAUGCCAUUAUCUUGUCAUUAUUUUUAUAUGUUGUCUGUCUAGAAUUUUGUUCAUUUUCCAGUUAAAACCACAACAGCAUGCCAUGAAUCCAUUCCAUCAUAUGUAUGAUUGAGGAUGCUAAAUACAUUAAAUUGUA
Myxocyprinus asiaticus (Chinese sucker) is the source of this 4907-nucleotide messenger RNA. It is a transcript of the gene dclk1a, whose product is annotated as doublecortin-like kinase 1a. Gene Ontology annotation, biological process: protein phosphorylation; intracellular signal transduction; axoneme assembly. Gene Ontology annotation, cellular component: axoneme. The transcript is spliced from 7 exons. NCBI's taxonomy places the organism in Eukaryota, Metazoa, Chordata, Actinopteri, Cypriniformes, Catostomidae. The record is from RefSeq and is a predicted model, not a curated record. Gene Ontology annotation, molecular function: protein kinase activity; ATP binding. The coding region runs from base 162 to 1202 and encodes 346 amino acids.